Messenger RNA from Diaporthe amygdali, 780 nucleotides. Its product is annotated as von willebrand factor. The transcript has 3 exons. Bases 1 to 780 code for a protein of 259 amino acids. Lineage: Eukaryota; Fungi; Ascomycota; Sordariomycetes; Diaporthales; Diaporthaceae. The record is from RefSeq and is a predicted model, not a curated record.
AUGGCGAACCUUGAGGGCAUCGACGAGCAGAGUCUCGACUGGCUACGAUGCUUCGACACUAUGUUCAUCAUCGACGAUUCGGCCGCCAUGGCGCCUUACUGGAAAGACGUGCAGCAUCUCAUCGAGGCGGUUGCUCCUAUCUGUGCUAAGCACGAUCCCGAUGGCAUCGAUCUCUACUUCGUUAACCACAAGCCGGGCGGACUUCUCGGCCAGUUCAAGUCUAUCCGGAAGACGGGUUACACCCGCAUCGGCGGCUUCGUCGGAGGCAUGCUGCUCACAGAGAAGGGAAAGGAGGUCAGCUCCAUCUUCACCGAGAAGGUCAAGCCAGCCGGCAAGUGCAACAUCGGUGCACGCCUUGGAAAGUUGCUGGAGUGGUACAUUGAGAAGUUCAAGGCUGGCGAGGAGAGCGCUGCACUGAACCUGAUUGUUCUGACGGCGGGAGCCUUCGACGACGACAUCAAGACGCCCAUCGUCAACAUCGCCCGGGAGCUGGACGCGGCCAACGCGCCGCCACACCAGGUGGGCAUCCAGCUGUUCCGCCUCGGCGGGGCCAACAUAGAGCGCCAGAAGACGUUCGACUACCUCGACGACGAGCUCUACAAGGAGGCCAAGGUGCGCGACAUAGUGGACACCGUGACCUACAGGGGUGCCGGGGAGGGUUUGUCCGGUGAUGAGCUCCUGAAGGUCGUCUUGGGCGCCGUCGUCAAGAAGUUGGACUCGAGGAGCUCGGAGCUGCAAUUGUCUGGCCAGGCUCAAGUGCUGAGGGCUGAGAGGGAGUAA